This is a messenger RNA of Stereum hirsutum FP-91666 SS1, 612 nucleotides long. RefSeq lists its product as uncharacterized. The transcript is spliced from 4 exons. The record is from RefSeq and is a predicted model, not a curated record. The coding region runs from base 1 to 612 and encodes 203 amino acids. NCBI's taxonomy places the organism in Eukaryota, Fungi, Basidiomycota, Agaricomycetes, Russulales, Stereaceae.
AUGAUUCCGGCCAACAGAGGUGGCGAGGGAGAUACGAAGAAGAGAGGUGAUGGCAGACAGAAAAAGCCGUCUGCGGUAAAGAAGAAAGCGCUCGAGUUUCCAGCGAUGCAGAAGCUUUGUGCGUUGAUUCGAAGAUCCGGCGAAGAGUGGGAGGGAGCAGUGUGGAGCCAGUCUCUGUUGACCGUGCGGCUCGAUAUCGCCACAUUCCUCAGCGUCUCGGGCAGAUUCGAAGUUGGCCGCGACAUGUGGCAGACACUCUUCCAUCGGAUGCAACAGGUCAAAACAUUGGAAUUGAAAGGCCGGAUGAGCUAUGCGCUCGUCGAGGCUCUCAAUCAUUUUACUGUGGUUUCCUUGUCCGGCGACCAGGAUGACGAGAGUGCCACCUCUUCGACAUCGACCGCACUCAGACAAUGUGCACCCAACUCGCGGAAUUUCUAUCGAAGAGAAAGGCGCUGCUUGACACCUAAGACGAUUAUUCUCGAGGAUUGCCACGCCACCGAUCCUCAGCUGCAGCAGCUAGUCGCGGCGGGUGGCGUUCAUGUCGCGUGCAGUGGGCAACCGUAUACCUGGGGAGCUGAAGGAAUGGGUCUGUUUGGCGAGGAGGAUGAGUGA